Molecule: messenger RNA, 8961 nt
Organism: Tetrahymena thermophila SB210
Lineage: Eukaryota; Ciliophora; Oligohymenophorea; Hymenostomatida; Tetrahymenidae
Product: transmembrane protein, putative
Exons: 18
Molecular function (GO): protein binding
Source: RefSeq, a predicted model, not a curated record
AUGAGUAGAAUUAACUUCUUAUUAAUCAAAAAAUCUUUGAUUUUAUUUUUACAUGUUGUCACAGUAAAAAGUAUUGGAUGUCCUUUCUGGCAAAUUGGAUCUAGCGAUACGAAUGCGAGCCCAAUUUAGAAAAUCAUUCUUCUGAAAUCGAAUCCCUAAAAUUAAGUAGAAGACAUAGCAGCGAUUGUCUAUCAACCAUUUAAUGUAGGUAUUUUUAAUAUUCAGAAAAAUAAAUAAUACAAACCGAUGGGGUAAUCUGAGAGUGUGACACUCUAUCAAAUGGAUAAAGAUGAUAGACCUUAGCUUAAGGUUUCCGUAAUAAAUACUCUAGAUGCAAAUGGAAGAGUUAUUUCGUGGAAUUCUGGAAAUGGAUCUAGAUAAUAAGUGAUUUAAAUUCCUCUGAGUAUUGCUGUAAAACCUAACUCUUGCUUAAAUUCACAAGAAAUGCUAGUUGUAACAUGGGAUACAUAAUCACUAUUUGUUGUUGACUUUUCUUCUCCAAACAAUGUAAGCUCUAAUGCGUAAGCUCUUUAAUUGGCUUCUGGAAAUAGUUUAGCUUAAUGUGUUAAUGAUAAGCUAAAUAGAAGAUUUUUACUUGCGAAUACUUAGGGAGUCAUAUUUUCAUAUGACAUUUAAACUAAGAAGUUUGUUUAACUAUUUUAGCUCAAUUCUUUUUCUAGUUUACAGUCAAUAUUCCCAACUUAGAAUACUAUUGCUAUUUCUUACGCACAAAUAUCUGGAUAGAGCUAUGCUGUUUCUUACAUAAAUUCUACUCUCCAAUUCUCACAAACGCUCCCUAAAGUUUCAACAUAGAUUUUAGUGAAUAAACAAGAAGAUCAAGUAGUAAUCAUAGGAAAUUCUAACUUAUUCUAAGUUUGGAACAUUAAGUUAAAUCAGAAAGUAUAUUAACCUAAUUUUCAACAAAUUAAGUGUGAUUAAAAAGACGCAAAUUAAACAAGUGUUGAUUCUUCUAUUAGCUUUACGUUUGGAUCAAUCAAUCAAAAUGAUGAAAUUGCUGUAGUAUCCAAUAAUUAUGUAUUUGCUUAUUCUAUGUCACAAUAAAAACCUUUGCUUUUUAAAAGUUAAAACUUUGGAGUGUAUCUUAUCCAAGCUUUUGUUCUUUAAAAUAAAAUAAUUUUGAAUUAGCAAUACUCAGUGGCUAACUUUGAUUUACUUAUUUCUAAAUACCUUUAUGUUACAAACGUCUUUCCAAGCUAUAAAUCAUCUUAUGAUGUAAUAACAAAAAUUGAGAUAGAUUCUAAUUUGAAUAGAAUAAUCAGGAUAGAUCUAGGAGGUAAAAUUUAAUACUGGUCUAUUUUGGAUAACAUAGAAGAUAAUUUUAUCUUUUACAUGCCUACUAACUCUACUUUUUUCAUAGACAGAUAAUUAAAUAAGAUGGUCUAAUUUUCUUACUAAACUAACAGUGGAGGUUUAAAUCAAUUACUUGUAUAUGACUAUCUUUAGGGAACAUUAAUUGAUAGACUUAAUAAUCCUUUUACUAGUAGUGAUAGUCAAGUUUAUUAGGCUUAUCAAGAUAAGACAAAUGGAUAUAUCGUAGGUUUCAUAUUAGAAAAUACCUGUUAUACGAUAUAUAAAUUUAAUAAAAACCUUGACCACUCUAUGGUUUUUAAAGGUGUUUUAAUUAACAAUGCUAAGAUUAAUGGACCUAUCAUAUUACUAGAGAGUAGCUAGUAAAUGUUGGUAUAAAUAAAUUAAAAAUUAUAUUUGUUUAACUAUUUCUAUUCAAGUGGAAAUUAAAAUUAACCUAUCAGCUUUUAAGGUUCCGAUGCAAUUAUCUCUUAAUACUUUUUCAUCAGCUCAACCAAUUAACUAGUUACCACUUAAUAAUAGGCUAUUUAAAUAUACAAUUAUAAUAGUAAUUAGCUAAGUUUGACGAAUUCAAUAAGUUAUUAUACAGGGAGUAGUAUCUCAAUAUCUUUAGUAUAAGAAUAAUAGAUAAUUAUUUUAAACAGAGGAAAUCAGCUAUUUCUUAAAAACUAUCAAACAAUGCAAGAAAACAUAUUGGAUUUUGUUGAUUAAUCUGUUCUUAUGUACACAUAUGAUGGACCUAGAGCUCUUUUGAUUAUCAUUUUAGCUAACUUUAAAAUAGAGGUUAUAAAUAUUGCAUAAGCCAAAGUUCUCUAUCUUUUACAACUUAAUAAUAAUGCUUUGCAAAUGAUGGAUAUAUUUCCUCAAUAUAAUUUAGUAGUUGUAUCAUACCAAAACGGAUAAGUUAUUUACUACAAUUACAUUACAAAUAACAUUCUCUCAAUUUUCAAUAACCAGUUUUUUAACAAUUUGGAGCAAUUAGAUAGUAGGUCCAACUCAUUAGUACUAAAGUCUAACCUAAAGAUUUUCACAAGAAGAAUGACAAAUCUAGGAUUGAUAAAUUAGAUUUAAGAAUAAGUAGCUAUCAAUAGUUACUUUAUUGACAUCAAAAGUGGUUUGAGUUUCACUUUAACAGACAAAGUAAAAAUCUUCAAUCACUUAACAUAACAGUACCUUCCAAAUUUUAACAGCAAUAUAAACUAUACACCUUAUAUUAUAUACUCAAUUCCUUCUUAAAACUGGUUAUUUCUUGGAUUUUAAAAUUCAACAGUAAAUCUUGCUUAUGUUUACAGACUUGAUAAUUAUUAAUAAAUAGCAAUACUGGAUCACAAUAUUACUUAAUGUAAUUUAAUUAAAAAAAUUUAUCAUGAUGUUAAAAUGAAUAGAUUGUUUUCUGCUUGUAAAACACCUGGAACUGUAGUUGUUUGGGAUUUAAACAACAAUUUUACUCUUAUAUAGUCUAUGCUAAAUGCAAAUCCAACUUAAGUUUCUAGUAUAUCAUUCAACUAAAACUUAGGAAUUAUCACUAUGAUGGGAUUAUCUUGGUGGUCAAGCACUUUUGAUUAUAACACAUUAAACUAUAAAUGCUAAGUUGUUGGAAUCUAUAGUAAUUUUGAUUAUACAAAUAAGUAUUAAGUUACUUGGGAUCAAAACGGUGAUUUUAGGCUUUAUGAUUACAAAUGUACACAAAUAGCAUAUAGGCACUGUGCAAAAAGUUGGAUUAAUCAACUAAUAAUAGAUGAGCAACAAAUGAUCAUAACAACAAUAAGUUAGGAUAACAAAGUAAAAACAUAUAACUACUAAAUCCUGCCAAAUCCUGCCCUUUUAAACUAAUUGAUUCUCCCAUAUUAACUUAACGAUGGUUUUCUAGACAAAGACAAUGGAUAUCUUUUAGUUGCAGAUUUUAAUGGUUACAUAUAUAUGAUAUCAUAUCCUUCACUGAUUUUGUAGUAAACAAUACAAGUCACAUCCUAAAAGAUAAAUAAUGUCUAUUUAGAUAAAACUCACAAUUUAUUUUUAUUUGUUAGUUAACCUGCAUAAACUAUCUCUUACUAUAACUUAAUUGAAUUUCUUUAAUCUAAUGCCUACUCAGUCUCAUUCAGAAAUACAGGUGUAAUGUCUACUUUAAGUACAAAGCAAGGAAUGAUAUUCCAUUAACACACAAACAUUAUAUAAGUUUGGGAUUACCAAAAUCAAUCUCUUAGAUAUGGAUUUUUUGUAAAUAGUUAGCUUCCCUAAUAUGAAUCCUAGAGUAGGUUUGAAAUAUUAUUGGGGCAAGAUAAUGUUAGUGCUUUUAUGACUAGAGAUCAAAUCAUAUUCUUUAAUAUAAAUACAUUUGACAUUAUAUAUGUCUAAUAAUUAAAGUGUUUGAGGAGUACAUAACUUAAUAACUAUUUUAUAUGUUCUCAAGUUAAUGUUUUGACUAUUCUGAAUGUUAAUAGUUUUGUUUAAAGUUAGACGAUUCAACUAUAGUAAAGCUCUGUUGUUAUAUAGUUACAAUCUAUAUUAGAGAUUAAUACCUUUUUUGUAACUACAUCCUAAGGAGAAAUUAUAUUUUUUACUCUUGACAAUAAUUAAAACAUAUUUUAGCAAUAGUUAUAUUCCUAACUAUUAACAUAAGCUAUUGCUAAUUAUUGUUUUAUUAGAUUGAAUUAAAAUUACAUGAUUUUAGCUUCUUCUUUUGAUGGGUAAAUUGGAUAAAUGGUACUCUCAUAAAAAUUGAAUAUUCUUAACCAACAAAAAUUACCUUUACCUGGUUUAAGUUCUCAUGCUCAUGUUAUGCUACAGUUCAAUAACUAAAUAUUUAUCAAAAGAAUACUCGAUUUCUCUUUAAUUAUAUACAACUCUAAUGAUUUCACUUAGUUUAGUACUCUCCCUAGCCCCUGUAUUGGAUACUCAUACAAAUUAGAUAUCAAUCAAGAUUAUGACCUAAUUAUUUAAAGUUGCAUAGGAAACUACUAAAUUAAUUAACUUUCUUCAUUAAAAAAUGUAGCUACUGGAAGGUAUAUUGCAAAUCUGAAUCUUACAGAAUAUGUUUAUACCCCUGAUUGCAAUUAAAUUGUCUACAUAAACAAAGAUUACUUCAUAGAUGCUUACUUCACCACAAUUUUUAUCUAUUAAAUAGAUUAUGCUAAUUAAAUAGUAAAAUAAUUAGGUAAUUUUUAAUUAGGUGAUAUUGUUUUAGGGAGCAUAGCUUCUUACAAUACUUUUAGUUCAACAGACAAUAUUUAUGUUUAGUUAAUUUUAUAUUCUCAGGAUACCAUUUCCUAAGUCUAGUUACCUAUUUUUGGAGAAAAAUCAUGCUAAUAAUCACUCUCAUCAUCAUAAUUCGGCGAAGUGGUACUUUCUGUAUAAAGCGUUUACUAACAAAUAUAAACAUACUUUUAAAUUCAAAGUAUACAAUUUAAUGUUAUUAUAGAUUAGGAAACUAUUUUACUACCUUUUCCUUCUUUUUAAUUUUCUGCAAUUACUUAAAUUAGCAUAGUUGCUGAUCAGACUAAAACUACUAAACAAAAAAUAAUUGUUAAUGAGGAAAUAUUUUUUUCUUUUUCAGGUUAUAACUUAAUUUCAUUAAAUAAUUUGUACAUAGAGCCUGCUUCUUCUCAAAAAGAUUACCUGCUGUUUAAUAUUCAAAAUUUAACUUAAUUUCAACUAAAUAAUGUCUAAUUAGGUAAUGAAAAAUUAUUUUCUUUCAAUUUUAAUUACAUAGAAAGUGUGGUCUUUGAUUAGCUAUAGAUUUUAAAUAUGACAUAAUCAGCAUCAAAUAUUGUAACAAUUUUCAAUUUCUAGUAGGUGAAUAAUAUGAUUUUUAAUCAAAUCAACGUAUCAUAGUCUAAUUUCAGUUAGAUCAAUCUUUUUUACUUUUAAAAUGAUGUUAACAAUAACAAAAGCUUGAUUAGAUUUUAAGAUUUGUAAAUCCAGUAAUCAGAAUUUCUCUUUAGAGAUGAUACACCAAGUACUUCAACCAUUUUCAUUUCUAAUUAUAAUAAUGUCUCAUUUGAUAGAGUCAAUAUAAAUUAAAAUUCAGGUACUUCUAUACCUCUAAUUAAAAGUUAUGUUGUCUCUAAUUUAACGUUAAGUAAUAUCAAGUUUACUAACAAUAAAGAAAUUAUGCUACUUUCAUAUAAUAGUAGCAUAAGUUAAGUUAUUGCAAAAGUAGCUUUAAAUUAGCAAUUACUUGAAGAUAAUAUAAGAAUUUGGGUUAUAAAUAUAUCUAGUAACUAGUACAGCUUAUUUUCAAAAUACAGCAUUGUAUAAAUUAAUAGCCUCAAAUAGAAAAUUUCAAAAGCUGAUAUCAAUAACAAUAUUGAUUUAAAUUCGUCUAACUAAAUUUUGAAUUUAAAAGCUUAUUAUCUGAAUUGCACAAAUGCUACUUUUAUACAAAAUUAAGGGUUUUAAAAUUUAUUUUUUGUCCCAAAUACUUAAUUAGGUAAUUUUUAGAACUUAGUAGUUUGGAAUAACUAAGCUGCUUAAAGUAUUUUAUUACUUUCUUCUAAAGUAUAAAUAUCUAAUUCGUCUGUGAAAGAAAAUAUAUCUAACAAUAAAUUAUUCUAAACCUCUGUGAUAAACAUACUUUCAAACUCAUAAGUUUCCUUAUCUUCAUCUGAGUUUGAAUCUAACUAAUCCUUUUUAGGAGGUUCAAUAUAUGUAUCUUAAAGUGAUUUGUAAAUAGAAUAAGUUUCCUUUAAAAAUGAUAUAAGUUAAAACUAAGGAGGAUCUAUAUAUUCAAUAUAAUCCACUCUUAGUUUAAGGUAAAGCUAAUUUACAAACUGCUCUUCUGAUCUAGGUGGAAGCAUAUACAUAUAAAAAGGAAGCAUACAAUUAAAUUCUGUAAAUUCUUCAAAAUCAACUUCUAAUCAAGAUGGAGGAUUUUUAUAUGCUAGUGGUAUAGAAUAAUUUAUACUAUCUAAUUUAAAUCUAUAGGACUGUAUAGCUUUUAAUGAUGGAGGGUGUAUAUAUCUAACAUCGUCUGGUGGAAAUAGUUCUUCUAUAACCCAGUCUUUAAUUUAAAAUAGCUAAGCUUUUGGGAGUGGAGGUGCUAUUUUACUUGAUAAUACUGAUUUGUCCAUAAACUAAACUUAGUUUGUAAACAAUACUGCUGGAAUAGGUGGAGCCAUAAGAUACUUAAAUCUAAAACCUCACUUUUUAAUUUAAAACUCUAAUUCCUCAAAAGAUUCUUGUAAAACAUUUAGCCAAAAUCAUUGUUAACAGAAUAAAGCUAUCAUUUUUGGAAAUUCAAUUGCCAGCUAUCCACAAUAUGCUUCAAUAUUACCAAGUAAUGACUUCAAAGUUAAUAUUGAUCACUAUCCUAAUGUUACACUAAGUAAUUUUAGAAGUGGAAUGAGUAGUUUUGAUUUCUCAGUCUAAUUUUUAGAUGAAUUCAAGAAUCUUGUCUAAUAAAUUAAUCUACAAGAUCAGACUUUAACGUAAUCGCUAAGCCAGAAGCUAAUUUAAGAAAUUAGCCAAUACAAUUGCAGGGUACAAAUAAAUCAAAUAAGUACCUCAUUAGAAGAAGAAACUAUAAAAAUAGAUGGAGCAACACUAGUAGAUUAUGCUUAUCAUGGCAAAAACAAGAUUGGAUGUUUAAUGAAUAAUUUUAAAAUAACAGGAAUUCCAACAAAAAGUGGUUUAAUUUCAUUACAACUAAAUGGAAUGAAAUCACUUUAUGGAUCAAAUUAAUUUAGUAAUAUUACAGAUAUUUAAAUUAAUGUAUAAUUUAGAGAGUGCUAAGUUGGAGAGUAUUAUACCUCAACAUGUGAUGGAUGCUAGCUCUAUGAGUGCACUUAAUGUUUAAAUGGUACUUAUUCUCUAGAGGAGCCCAAAAUAGGAAAGAGUAUUGAGUGCAAAACUUGUGAUACUUCUCAAACUAAUUCUUGCUUUCUCAAUUAAAUAGUAUUAAAAUAAAAUUACUGGAGAGUGAGCAAUCAAUCUGAUUAAAUAUUUUUUUGUAAUUCUAAUAACUGUAAUGGUAAUGAAUCAAAAGGAUAUUGCAUCGAAGGGUAUGUUGGAGCUUUGUGCUCAUCUUGUGAUAAUUAUGGAAAAAUUUGGGGAAUAUAGUAUGGAUAAAGUUAAGUAGGUAGUUAAGGUAUUUAAUGUAUUAGGUGUGAUUAAAUAAAGGAUAACGCAUACAAGCAAAUUUUGGUUCUUUUAUCAGUUUUAUUCUAUUUGGGAUUUUUAAUUGUUGAAUCCUAAAAUAAUAACUGUAAAAUGUGCUAAAUUAGAAUUCUUUCUUCAAUUAAUGUUAUUUAAUUUGGAAUUUCUUAAUUUAUUCUUUAAUCAUCUGUCAUAUCAAAAAUAUUUAUCAAUUAAUUUUACAUCAUUACAUCUUUAAAAGAAAAUCUAUAAGUUAGUUUCCCUGAUUUAUUCUCUUUCUUAUUCACUUUCCCAGAAGUAGCUUCAUAACCUGUACUUGUCUUUUUAUAUUCCUUAGACUGUAGUCUAAGCUCAAUACAUACUUAAAUUCCAAUUUAAUAUUUGAGGUUUAUUUAUAUUUCGAUUGUUCUCCCUCUAACCUUUUUGAUUCUUAUCUACAUUAUGAUGAAAUUAAUCAUACAUAUUCUAAAUUAUGUAAAGCCAAAAGAAGCCUACUAUUCGGAAAUAAAAUAUAACAAUGUAAAUAUGCUUAUAAGCACUCUAAUUGUUUUUACUUACCUUGCUUCAUAAAAUAUUUACUAAGCAGCUCUUUAGAUAGUUUUUUGCCAAAAAUUUGAUAAUUAAUAUUACAUGAAAAGCUAAAUGGAUUAAUAGUGCUACACUUAAGAGCAUAUUUUCUACAUAAUCUUUUUAGUUUUACCUGUUUUGAUACUAGUGACUGUCAUAUAUCCUUUGGUCAUGUUGUACAUUUUAUGUAAAAACAGUUCUAAACUCUUUGAUAACACCUCUACUAAUGUUAUAAGGAGAUAUGGUUAUUUCUUCUAAGGAUAUAAGAAAAAUAGGUGGUGGUGGGAACUUUUAAAAACAGAAUACAAAUUUAUAGAAUUACUAUUAGCCACUUAUUUUACUUCUUAACCUGUUAAUCAGCUUAUCUCAAUCAUAUUUGUAUAGCUUGUUUACUGUGCCUUAUUGACUUACUUCUCUCCUUACUAAGAUAAUAAAAUAAAUAUUUUGGAGCUCAAAUCUUCAAUAUUAACUUUACUUAUCUUUUGGUUAUCUUUAUUUAUAUAAUUAAAUUCUAAUAUGAUUACUUUAACAUAAAUAGCUUCAGCUCUUUUAGUUACAACUAUGAUCAUUUUAUUUGAGUGGGUUAAAAAAUAUGUUUUUAAAAAUUAUUGGAUCUUAUAUAAUUUAAUUUAUAAAAACGACUAUAAUCCUUUUGCAACUUUUAAUAAUUGGAGAAAGCUUAGAAAUAUCUUUUUAAAAGGAGAUUUUAAAAUAAUUGAGAUAUAAAAACUCUAAAACCGUAUAAGCAAGCAAAGUGUAUCUAACUUAAAUUCAUCUCCGCGUUAAAAAUCAAAUUUUUUUGGAGAGAAUAGUUAGAAUUCUUUAAUAAAAACGAACUCUAUUGGCAAUAAAAACAAUGACUUUAUACUUGAAGAUACUCUUUUAAAAGAUAAUAGUCCAAUUUAAAACUAGGUUAAAAGAUCCAGCUAAUUUUAUAAAUAAUUAGAAUUUUAAAAAAUUAUCAAUUUAUGA